GUCAUGGGCGGCGGUCGCGGGGGCGGGUCGGACCAGUCAGGCGGCGCCAUUUAUGCGGCGGAGCAGAUCCGGCCCACGGCGGAGCAGCGGCGCGUGAACCUCUGCCUGGAGCCCGGCGAGGGGGCUCAGGAGUUCUUCGGGAACGUGGAGCGCGUCCUGGUCGAGGACCUGGCCAGGAAGUCGAUCCACGACACGAAGAUCUUCGGGAAAACCCUCGACUGA
Molecule: messenger RNA, 222 nt
Organism: Symbiodinium pilosum
Lineage: Eukaryota; Dinophyceae; Suessiales; Symbiodiniaceae
Source: the annotation of a GenBank genome assembly